AUGAUAAUUGCGCGCACUCCAUCUCCAGGCGCACUUUCAACACAUUCCGCUGUCUCGGCCCAAUCUGAUGCAAAUGGCAAUACUCCAUCUCCUCUCAGAGAUGCCAUGGAAGAUGUGAUGACUUCAUUGCAAGACAUGGGUCUGCCCCGCCAGGCUUCACCCUCUCUUCGUGAUGCUCAUUCACCUUCAGCUCCAGUUUCAUUCAACAAUCCCUGGUCGGAAAACACGUAUGAUGAUGACAAAACCCCGCCAGGUAACAGGCGCCGUCAUUUGACUUCAAUGGGCUUUGAUGGACUUAACCAGCAGACUCACGGGGGAUUGGUACAUAGGACUAGUGUUUAUUCACAUGACUACCAUGGGGACGGUCCGCCUCAACUGAACAAUUAUGUGCAACGGAUGGAAAGCCGUCUUCGUCAACUAGAAGACCAGAAUCGACCACCCGAAGAUGAAGGAACACCUAUGGAUGAUGAUGCACCGCCGCCGCCGCCCAAACACGCCACUUAUCAUCCGCGGCACAAUUCCAUUCCAGCGCAAUAUCCCCAUCUUCGGUCCAGGCGGUCUGGUCAAGACGUCCGAGGUGACGUUUUGGACAGAUCGUAUACAAACAAAUCGAGCGCAACCAAUUCUAGUGGGGUUCAAAGCGUCGGUACGCAAAUGACCAACAGUACAGACAAGACUAACCAGAGCAUGAUGAGCGGCGCCUCUGCCGGGGGCUUCAGUGCAACAAGCGCAGGAAGUUACGCGAGACGAAAUGGUGCUCAAGAGAGGCCCAAUACAGCUAUGGAAACCGUUCGUUCUCGAGGAUUCAGUGACGUCGGGAACAUGGACCGCCCUGAAACACCCCUGACCGGUAUCUCAUAUCACUCCAGUCACAAUACUUCUCGACAGGGAGCAUCAUCUGCUAUCCCAUGGUCAUCUGCUGAUCAUGACGCGGGUGACUCGGGUGGGGUUUUUGGUGGUCUCUCCACCCCAAAGACCAAAAAACAGGGCUUCUUCAAGAAAAUUUUCGAGUCCGCGAAGACGGGUGCUGCUAGCGCAAGAAGCAGUAUCUCCGUCGGUCACAGUGGUGGCCCACAGUCACCUUCCAAGGGGCAUAGGGUAGUCGAUACGAUAUCUCCUCUUCUCACCUCUCGAGACUCGGCUCGUGAUAGUGCUCGAGACAUGGGCCUCAGCGCUAGCGCUAUUGACUGGGUCCAGGUUCGACGUGACGUCAACCGCGCAUCGUCUCCUAGUAGGAAUGAGCGUAUUGAACGAGCUGAACGCUGUCAGAUGAUGGAUCAUCCAGUCAUUUACGCAGUUGAGGAAUUGUAUGACACCGCAGAGGGCGACGAAAGUAUUGACGGUCUCCCAAUCAGCGAGCCCACGAACUUUGACACCCCAAACCUGUCUCUUGUUGACAAGGGUGCCCGCUUUAUCAGUAGCCUCCCUCCUACGACUAACCCCGUGAGCCUGGCUCAAGGCUACAUCACUCGCCCCUACAAAAGUGAUGUUCAACGACUCCGUGCAAUCUUCACAUGGGUCAGUGAGAAGAUCGCUUGGGAGGAGCCUGUCGAUGGCCUUGAUGUAGACAUCAAAAGGGUCUUGCAGGCAAGACGCGGCAGUCCUCACGAAAUUGCCCUUUUGGUGCACGAAAUGUGUGGAUCUGUUGGUAUUCACACCGAAGUGAUCCAUGGCUUCCUUAAACAACCUGGUGAUGUACUGGAUCUCGAGAGUCUCUCGCAUCCCAAUCAUUGGUGGAAUGCAGUCCUGGUCGAUGGUGAAUGGCGCAUCAUGGACUGUGCUCUGGCCAAUCCGACAAAUCCGCAAAGAAGCCGAUUUGUAACGAGCAACUCUUCUGUUGCUGAAACUUGGUACUUCCUUGCCCGUCCACUUGAGAUCUGCUAUACCCACAUUCCUCUGUAUCCCGAAGAGCAGCACAUUUGCCCUCCGAUCUCACCUGAUGUUCUACUGGCAUUGCCAGCGGUGUCCCCGCAAUAUUUCAAGCUAAAUGCAAGAAUCCCCGAUUACGAUACAAGUUUGAUCCGGAUUGAGGGACUGGAAUGCAUGCAGAUUCGGCUUCUCGUGCCAGCAGAUGUUGAAUGCGCUGCCGAGGUCGAGUCUCCUGCGUUCGCCCGUGAUGCCGAUGGAGAUUUCUUUGAAAGCGGUGACAUUAUACGCAAGCGAGCAUUGGUGCAACCAGACUGGUUUCGAGGUCAAAAGAGGAUCACUGUCAAGGCUGUCCUGCCAGGUGACGAGGGACAGGGUGUAUUGAAGCUCUAUGCCGGCAAGAAGGGCCUCAUGCACACUAGCAGAGACAUUCCACACCCCAUGGCUCUGGCGCUUCCGAUAUUGCACAGCGGAGAGAAUCCGCCCUACGAUUUUGUCCUUCGCCAUCCGACCCCGCAUGCCCAGCGCCACGAUCUUUACAUUAUGCAACCGCAAUGUUCGCGCCUGGCAGUCAAUAAUACAUUUGUUUUCGCCGUCCGUCAACAUCCCUCAUCGCCUGGAGUCACGCCAAAGGAUGACUCUUCAUCCCAUGGACGUGACUCUCCGUCGGUGUUCAACCGUCCUGCCAGUGCACUUAGCAUGGUAUCAAGCACCGCGGGUGGCUCAACCGUGUCGAGUAAUUCGAACGAGUUCUCUGCUUCAACCUCCGCCAUCUCAUCUACCAGGUCGUCUUCCGGUCGUGACAAGCCUGCGAAGCUAGCCAUUCAGUCUCCCUCCGGCAAGAUCCUACGUCUCACCCGCAAGGCAGACCACAUGAUCAGCAAUGACAAUCCAUCCGACUCGGUCACGGAUGCUGUUGCGGAGGGUAGUGUAUGGGAAACUGUGAUCAAGAUCGGCGAGCGAGGCACCUGGCGCGGUCUAGUGCUCGCCGACCGAGUGGCACGGUGGUGUGUUUUCUGUGAAUGGGAGUGUGUCUGA
Penicillium maclennaniae is the source of this 2904-nucleotide messenger RNA. RefSeq lists its product as uncharacterized. The record is from RefSeq and is a predicted model, not a curated record. The transcript has a single exon. Lineage: Eukaryota; Fungi; Ascomycota; Eurotiomycetes; Eurotiales; Aspergillaceae. Bases 1 to 2904 code for a protein of 967 amino acids.